AUGUUUAAAUCAAUGAUUAUAUUCCAAUAUAUGCUGAUCUUUCUUGUAACAUUAAAUUCUGGAGAGCCGCAUGAAAUUGAGGAUGCAUCAUCGUCUCCAACGGCUGUAUUUAUCAAACCAAAAGCAAACAUAAUGCGCCGUCUUAAUCCCCUUAAACUUUUAUUCAAUGUGGCUCAUAUUCUCGAAACUUCAACUUAUUCUGUUGAAUGGAAUUUCCCUCUUUUAAAAACUAUGUUACUUGAAAGUUCUUAUGUUAGUGAUGAAGAUAAAGCUUUGUUUAUUAAAGAAUUUGUAAAUCAAGUCAAUGAUUAUGCUAAUUGGUCAAACGAAAAACGCUAUGAAUUAGAAAGAUUUACUGAAAAAUAUUUUAACAUAUACAAAUCAUCCGAUGAAUUUUUACCAUUUAAUGAUUGUUCAGCUCUGACCCAUGGUCUUAUGGACGAAAUGAUUAAUGAUCUUCAACCGAAUAUCAGCGAACGUAAACGAACAGAAAUACGUGAAAGAGCAGCCGAGCGUUUGUGCAAUUCAAAAUAA
Molecule: messenger RNA, 534 nt
Organism: Rotaria socialis
Lineage: Eukaryota; Metazoa; Rotifera; Eurotatoria; Philodinida; Philodinidae
Source: the annotation of a GenBank genome assembly